Messenger RNA from Mercenaria mercenaria, 2838 nucleotides. RefSeq names its product sodium-coupled monocarboxylate transporter 2-like. The record is from RefSeq and is a predicted model, not a curated record. Gene Ontology annotation, cellular component: membrane. Gene Ontology annotation, biological process: transmembrane transport; sodium ion transport. Gene Ontology annotation, molecular function: symporter activity. The transcript has a single exon. The coding region runs from base 173 to 2023 and encodes 616 amino acids. Lineage: Eukaryota; Metazoa; Mollusca; Bivalvia; Venerida; Veneridae.
CUGCUUUUCACGCUCUAUGACGACAACUACCACAUUUAUACAGAUGAAUCAUGCGGCUUGAACAAAGAAGGUGGAAUAUUAAAAACUUUUUUCUAAAGUUUUAACAGAGAUAUUCCAUAAUUAGUGUUUUGCAUAAGAUAAUCUUUCGGACGUUUAAUUUCACUGUAAAAGAAUGAAAUCGAAGUAUCUUUUCGGUGUUGCUGAUUUCGCCGUCUUCUUUGCAGCAGUUGGCGUGUGUCUUGUAAUUGGCGUAUUUUUUGCAAUUUGGGAAAGGAAGAGAGACACAACAAUCAACUAUUUUCUUGCAAAUAGGAAUUACAGAACUUUACCUGUUGCUCUGUCAUUUGUUGUAACAUUUCAAUCGUCUUUAAGUAUGCUUGGGUUUUCAGCUGAAGCAUACGUCUACGGGAUAGGGAUGGCAUAUUGUGCAGUCGGAAUACUAACUGCUUACUCUUUCACUGCAAUUUUCAUUGUCCCGGUUAUACAUCCGCUUAAGUUAACAAGCGUUUAUGGAUAUUUCAAACUUCGGUAUGGAAAUAACGUGCUAAGGUACAUGACACUUAUCGCUGGAAUUAUCUACAAUUUAUUCUAUAUGGCAAUAAUCACAGUUGGGACAUGUAUCGCCAUAGAAGUUGUAAUUAGAAUUCCCUUUUGGGGCACAUUGCUCAUUUACACAAUUUUAACAUCUAUAUAUACUUCAGUUGGAGGUAUAAAAGCCGUUAUUUGGACUGACGUUUUCCAAUUUGUUGUCAUUGUAAGCGGAAUAAUUGCUAUCCUAGUUAAGUCAAGUACCGAUGCAGGCGGGUCAGCUAGGGUGUUCGAGUAUUCACGUGAACGUUUUAAGACAGAUUUCAGUUUUGAUCCAACAAUUCGUUUUCAGUUUUGGAAUGUGUCAUUUGGAAUGUUUAGCUCACUGUUGUAUGUUACAUUAACACAACAAGCAAUGCAGAGGGUCUUUUUAACACCGACAGUGAAAACAGCAAGGACCAUGUAUUUUAUUUGUUCCCCAAUCUUUGCAAUUGUCACAGUAAUGGUGACAUGCCAGGGAGCAACCAUUUUUGCUUACUUUGUUGCAAAAGGUUGUGACAUACUUGAGGCAGGACUAGUUAAAAACGUGAACGCAAUUUUACCAAUUGCUAUAAGAAUUUUAUUCAAACAUCAAGCCGGUUUAGCAGGAUUGUUCACAGCUGCGUUAUCAAGUGCAGCACUUAGCACACUGUCUUCAUGUCUCAAUGGUUUGUCUGCUGUUACAUAUGAAGAUAUAAUAAAGGUGAAAUUUCCAGAGCUACACACAUAUCAGGCAACCAGAAUAUCAAAAGUCAUUGUUUUGGUGUAUGGCUUAGUUACUAUGGGGCUGGCAUUUGCAAUUUCACAUAUCCCAGGUUCAAUCGCAUCGAUUUUCUUUAGCUUCAUGGCUUGCAUGGACGGACCGAUAUGUUCAGUAUUUUUACUGUCAAUAUUUUAUCGUAGAGCUACAACAAAAGGGCUUGUUACAGGUGCGUUUUGUGGAAUGGUCAUAUCCUUCUGGUUGAACAUGGGCAGCAAGUUUUCUAAUGUUCCACCUUUUCCACAUCUUCCUGCCGGUCCAACAAACCAGUGUCAUAAGUAUUCAGACCAAUUCCUAUCAUAUGCAAAUAAUUCCGAAAACGUCAAUGUAACGUCUUUCCUUGCGGUAAAUAUAACCAAUACUCCGGAUUUCUCUACGCCAAUGUCAUCGACUAUCGCUGUAUCUAAUGAUGCCAGUGAAUUAACAGUUUUACAGAGAAUUUACAGCAUCUCUUACAUUCUCUUUUCGUUAAUUGGCUUGAUGACAUCACUUUUGAUAGGGAUCAUUGUCAGUUUAUUCACAAAUCCACCAAAGCAAUUCAACGAACGUUGUCUAUUUUCCUUUAGAACACACGUAAUUGAGGAAUUUUGUGGCAAUGACUUAUCAAAAAUAGAACAAACUAACUCAAAGGCAAAAAAUGAUGAGCAAGAAUUGACACACUUCUUGCGAAAGGAUGACGAACUGCAAAGAAAAUGAAUAAGGAAGUUGUAGGCUUAUAGAUGGAGAACUGACCUUUGUGCAUUUCACAAGGAGAUAACCACAAUUCUACAAUGUCAUUUCCCUUAUUGUCAUUAACAUUAUACUAAUAUAGAUCGUCCUAUCAUGUGGUCUAAACACACGUACAUGGAUAAUAAUAAAAAGCCUUAUUUAGCCUUGGAGGAGCCAGAAACACACAUUGACCUCCAACUGUGAUGAUGAUGUCAUGCACAAUGUACUGGAAGAAUUGUCAUCUGCUGCAGAUAUAUAUCAAGUGCAUUUGAUUUCUCUGUAUCGAAUUAAUCUUCACGAUGUUGGAUUUGAUAAUAGAACGAUUGUUGCCUACGGACAAUUAAGAUCGUGGCUUGACUACACAAAAAAGAGUUGAAAAUAUCAUUUAUGUACAUUUUAAAAGUUACAUCACUUACACUACGUUCCGAGAACAAAAGUGACGUCAACGAUCCCAAAGAGUGAAUGAUUUUUUUAUACCAUUAAAUAAUACAACACAACCAUACAAUGUAAUAGUGCAAGAAUCACGUGUUGUAUCAUACAUCGAAAGCAAUAUUAAAAGAUAUGUGUGUGCAGAAUUAGAAGUGGUUACGCUAACUUAAAAUCUGAAAUUUGGAAAACUGUCGGAUGUCAUGGGUCUUUGUUUAUCUUAAUCUAAUAAUAUACUACAAUCAAAAUAUGGAAUUCAUUCAAUACCAGGCAAUAUUUUAGAUUAUACGUAGUCAGUUUGGAAUUAUAUAGACUUUGAAAUAUAUUAAUAUUUUUCUUUUAACAGCAUUAAAUUUUACCGAGCUUUGAACAAAAUU